Messenger RNA from Diaporthe citri, 1500 nucleotides. RefSeq lists its product as uncharacterized. Gene Ontology annotation, cellular component: membrane. Lineage: Eukaryota; Fungi; Ascomycota; Sordariomycetes; Diaporthales; Diaporthaceae. The transcript is spliced from 5 exons. The record is from RefSeq and is a predicted model, not a curated record. Gene Ontology annotation, biological process: transmembrane transport. Gene Ontology annotation, molecular function: transmembrane transporter activity. Bases 1 to 1500 code for a protein of 499 amino acids.
AUGUCUGCACCAAGCACACGUGAUCAAGAAUUCCAAGGGGAUGCUCCAUCAUCCGCAUCAGAAAAGGAGAGCUCCAUGCACAAUGUCGCUGCCAGUCACAACACAGCCUUGAGCGAAGUCGGCGAAGAGCCCAAACCUCACCUCCACGCGAAGACGUUCCUGGCCGUCUUUGCUGUGUUUGGCAUAUAUUUCGCCCAAGUAUAUUGCCUAGUCGGGGCUGGGGCCCAAGGCGCGUCGAUCGCAGCCCAGUUCAAUGCCGCGACCCAGUCGUCAUGGCUCUCCGGGGCCAUGGCCAUCUUCACCGUCGUGCUCGGGCCCAUAGUCAGCCAGGCGGCCGACUACUGGGGCCGGAAGUGGUUCCUCGUCGGGCUCAGCUUCUCGGGCGCCCUCGGGGCGCUGGUCACCGCCCUCGCCACCAGCAUGAACAUGCUCAUCGCCGGCUGCUGCCUCAUCGGGACCGCCUUCGGCAUGCAGCCCCUCCUCCACGCGGUCGUGUCCGAGGUCCUGCCCCGGGCCUGGAGGGGCUGGGCCCAGUCCAUCGUCAUGAUGUCCAACGCCCUGGGGCUCUUCGGCGGCCUCGUCAUCGGCGGUGGGCUGAACCGGGGCGGCGACCCGGACGGCUUCCGCUACUUCUUCUACAUCGGCAUGGCCUUCUUCCUCGCCACCGGCAUCAUCUGCAUCUUCGCGUACCGCCCGCCCCAGAGGGAGCUGCAGAAGCUGCCGUUCGGCGACAAGGUCGCGAAGCUGGACUUUGUCGGCUAUGGGCUCCUCGGGUCCGGCCUCGUCCUGUUCUGUCUUGGGCUUUCGUACUCGCAGAACCCAUACGCAUGGUCUGACCCUCACGUCUCGGCACCGUUCGCCAUUGGGCUGGCCCUUGCGAUUGCGUUGUGCGUGUAUGAGUAUAAGUUCAAGACGGACGUCUGCGCCUUUCUCAUCUUCAUCAUCUUCUUCGCCUGCAUGAGCACAACAAACGCUCACACGAGGAACGAGGUCUGGGGCUUCCCCGUUCUUAUGGGCGCCGGGCUGAGCAUGACGUUGAUCGCUCUGGUUGCGGCUGGACAGCUCUCCGUGCCCCCUGAGCUCAUCGCAGUAGCAAGCGGUAUUAUGAUCUCCAUGCGAUCCCUUGGCGGGACAAUCGGUAUCGCUAUCUACAACGCCGUCUUCAUCUCCGAGACCAAUCACAUCCCCAGCAACGUGGCGUCCGCCGCGCUCGAGGCUGGCCUGCCGUCGGGCUCGGUCGACGAGUUUGUCGGUUACAUUGUCGCGCACAACGAGACUGGCCUCGCGACUAUCGCUGGCGCCACGCCCGAGAUCAUCUCUGCUGGUGCCGACGCCGCUCUGGACACCUACGCCGCGGCAUUCCGCCUCGUCUGGCUCACCGCGAUUCCCUUUCUGGGUAUCGCUGCUAUCUCCGCUGUGUUCUUGUUUGACCCGACUGCAGACUUCAACAACCACAUUGAUGCUCCGGUGGAGGACCGGAAAGAACUCUAUUCAAAGUGA